Lecanosticta acicola is the source of this 873-nucleotide messenger RNA. The record is from the annotation of a GenBank genome assembly. NCBI's taxonomy places the organism in Eukaryota, Fungi, Ascomycota, Dothideomycetes, Mycosphaerellales, Mycosphaerellaceae.
AUGAAGGCAUACACUGCCAUCUUCCUCGCCGCGAGCGCAUCGCUUCUCAACGCUCAAGAUUUAGGGGACCAGACCGCUCAGUACAUCCAGCAAGUCUGCCUUCCGAACAACGCGACCGGCUACCCCGAUCUCAACGCUCCUUGCAAUGCCAUCCAAGCCAUCUUCGCCGAGUGCACCUUCGGUCCAUCCUCCCUGGCCGAUUUCCUAUCCGAAGAAGCGUCCGCCAACUCCGGCAACUCCGACGGUAGCGACGACUACGCCGGCGACGUCGAUGACGGCAAAUAUCCCAUGCAGAGCAACGCGACCCAACGCACCUGCAUCUGCGAAUCCCAGUGGUUUGCACUCACCAAUGCCUGUUUAGCCUGUUAUCAAAAGCACGGCCUCCCCGCCGAGGACGACUUGAGCCCGAAACAAGUGAGCUCCAUCUCAUCUGCCUAUUGCGCUGCCUCCGCAACGCCCACGCUAGGCUUUGCCUAUUUCAUCUAUCAAUACGCUCCCGGCGUGACGGGCACCUCUCUCCCAGCCUCUUCCACCGCAACGCCGUCCUCCUUCAGCGAUCCACUCGGCAACAGGACCGAAGUCAGCCUCUACUACACGCCCUCCGUCACGGGCAGCGCCGCCUGGGCUAUUGCCGAAGCGACAGGCACGUCUUCUGGUCUGGCCACCUUCACCACCACCCGAACUUCGAAUGGCCAGAUCGUCGCUACGGCUACGAAUGGCGGAGGCUCCAACGGCGCCGCAACUGGUGCUGCCUCCUCAACCACUCGCAAUGCGAACAGCACCACCACCACCGCUCCCAACUCAGCACACACGCACGGCGCCGCAGUUGUUGCAGGACUGAUCGGAGUUGCGGGUCUGCUUGCCAUGCUGUAG